Fraxinus pennsylvanica is the source of this 1707-nucleotide messenger RNA. The record is from the annotation of a GenBank genome assembly. NCBI's taxonomy places the organism in Eukaryota, Viridiplantae, Streptophyta, Magnoliopsida, Lamiales, Oleaceae.
AUGAUCUUGAAAAACACUUGUUGUUGCAUGUUCUUUGUGUGGUUUUUCCUAUGUUUCUCCAUAAACUAUAAUCUAUCAGAAGGAGCUGACAGCAUCACAGCGAACCUAUCUCUCUCUGGAAGCCGGACUAUUGUCUCUCCUGGUUACACAUUUGAACUGGGAUUCUUCAAUUUAGGUUCUCCUCCCAGGUAUUAUAUUGGAAUAUGGUACAAAAGUGUUAGUCAAAGGACCAUAGUUUGGGUAGCUAAUAGAGAGACACCCAUUUCGAAUAGGAGUUCUGCAGAACUGAAAAUUUCAGAAGGUAAUUUGGUGCUUCUGGAUUCCCAGGUUUCGAUUUGGUCCACCGGUGUAAGCUCGACAACCUCAAAAUCUGUGGUGGCAACUCUAGGUGAUGAUGGGAAUUUAGUUUUGAGAGAUGGGUCAAAACCUACGUCAACUGAAAGAUUUUGGCAAAGUUUUGAUAACCCAACAGAUACUUUUUUACCUGGUGGAAAACUUGCCUAUGACAAGCGUACAAAAACAAAGCAGAUCCUCAUUUCUUGGAAAAAUUAUGAGGAUCCUUCACCUGGGCCUUUCUCUAUUGAGCUGAAUCCCAAUGGGCGUCAGUAUGUCAUAACACGGAGUAAGACUAGAGAGUACUGGACUAGUGGAGCUUGGAAUGGGCAUAUUUUCAGUUUACUCCCUGAAAUGAGGCUGAAUUAUAUCUACAAUUUUAGUUAUGUAGAUAAUGUUAAUGAGACUUAUUUCACUUAUUCUCUUUAUAAUCCUGCGAUUAUAUCGAGAUGUGUGAUGGAUGUUUCCGGGCAAAUUAAGCAGACAUCAUGGUCUGAGAGUAUGAAUGAGUGGAAUUUGUUUUGGUCUCAACCUAGGCAGCAAUGUGACGUGUAUGCUUAUUGUGGGGAAUUUGGUAUCUGCAAUCAGAGUUCAUUGCCUCACUGUUCUUGUUUGCCGGGAUUUAAGCCGAAGUCGGAGUAUCAUUGGAACUUGACCGAUUUUUCAGAUGGUUGCGUAAGAGAGAUCGAUUUGCAGUGUAGGAAUGAUAAUACUUCUACGGGAAUAAAACACAUUUUUUUGGCGAAUUCCCAAGUUACGUUACCUGAAGAAUCUACAUCAGUGAAUGCAGGGAGUGCUGGAGAAUGUGAAUCUAUCUGCAUAAAAAUUUGCUCUUGUACAGCUUACUCUUACAAUGGCAAUGAAUGCUUGGUUUGGAAUGUUGAAUUAUUAGACUUGCAACAACUCUCGGAAGAUGAUGGCAGGGGAAGUACAAUCUACAUUCGACUUGAUGCCUCUGCCCCUCAGUUUUUGAGCACCAAAAAAAAUAAAGGGGUUCCAAUAGGCGCUAUUGUCGGUUCUGUUGCUGUUGUUACGGUGCUCUUAGCCAUUGUUGGGGUCGUGAUCUGCAGAAGUCGAAGGCAUAUACUUGGAACUGCAAAAGCAGUUGAGAGAUCGUCUGUAGCAUACUUGGAGUUUGGGAGCGAUAACAAGAAUGAUACCGGUGUUCCUUUCUGCAGUUGGAAAAGUAUAUUAGCAGCUACAGAAAACUUUUCAGACGUACACAAAAUAGGGCGAGGGGGAUUUGGACCUGUUUACAAGGGAUCGUUACCUGGCGGGCAAGAAAUUGCAGUGAAAAGCCUAGCAGGUCGUCUUUGGCACAUUCCAAUUUUCAAAGGUGGCCCUACAUGGCCUGCAGGCAUGCUCUGGCUCUAA